UAGUGAAUGCGGGGUCCAGGGAGAGCGGAUAUAGUGAAUGCAGGGUCCGGGGAGAGAGGAUAUAGUGAAUGCGGGGUCCGGGGAGAGCAGAUAUAGUGAAUGCAGGUUCUGGGGAGAGCGGAUAUAGUGAAUGCAGGGUCCGGGGAGACCGGAUAUAGUGAAUGCGGGGUCCGGAGAGAGCAGAUAUAAUAUAGUGAAUGCAGGUUCUGGGGAGAGCAGAUAUAGUGAAUGCAGGUUCUGGGGAGAGCCUUCCCACUUAGCUGUUACUAGA
Messenger RNA from Staurois parvus, 271 nucleotides. The record is from the annotation of a GenBank genome assembly. Lineage: Eukaryota; Metazoa; Chordata; Amphibia; Anura; Ranidae.